Prunus armeniaca (apricot) is the source of this 219-nucleotide messenger RNA. The record is from the annotation of a GenBank genome assembly. Lineage: Eukaryota; Viridiplantae; Streptophyta; Magnoliopsida; Rosales; Rosaceae.
AUGAGUUUCAAAAGAGAUGCAGAUCCAGUGUGGUCUAUGAGGAAAAGGGAUAAACUCUCAAAGAAGGAAGAGACUAGUGAGGGUUCUAGAAUGAAAUCAGUGAGGCUUACUAAUGUACGUGUGGAGGCAGACUUGCACCUGAAUUGGGGUAGGCAUGAAGCAGACGUUCAUGGUGGAAACAAUGAGCUUUCGGAAACUAAAAAUGGUGGUGGUGACUAG